Molecule: messenger RNA, 363 nt
Organism: Microthlaspi erraticum
Lineage: Eukaryota; Viridiplantae; Streptophyta; Magnoliopsida; Brassicales; Brassicaceae
Source: the annotation of a GenBank genome assembly
AUGGAAACGCAGAUGGAGAGAGGAGAAGCAUAUCUCCUUGUGAUUGGUGUGGUGGAAAAGAAAGAAGACAAGAAGUUGAAAGUGGAGGAUAUCCUGGUGGUACAAGAGUUUGGGGAUGCAUUCGAGGCGCUGACAGAAUUAUCCCUACCACGGAGGAAUCCAUUCACUAUAAGCCUGGAGUCAGGAACGACGCCAGCAUUAGGGGUACCAUACGAAGAAGGCGAAGGCGUUGAUGAGGACUAUCACCUAGCCGAAGAUGUGACCAUCCUACUUCAUGGGAGAAUCACCGUUCCAGAAGGAGGGCAUCUAAGACAAGAGAUACUAAGGAUGGCACACCAGUCUUUACUUAGUAUUCAUCCUUGA